AUGGACGAAGCCGCCUGGCAGUCGCGACAGCUGCUGGAGAUUGAAAGUUUGAGCGCCAUUUACUUCGAGGAAGGUGACUUCCGUGUGGACGACGUCGCGCGGGAUACCUUGAGGCAGGCAGCAGAGGACCAACCGCCCCAGCACUCCGCCCUGUCGCUCUCCGUGCGCCUGCACCGUAUUUUUGGCGCCGCGGUGCGACUGGCGGCGGUGCUGCCACAGGGAUAUCCGGGAGAAGCAGUGCCAGUCGUGUGGUUGGAACCUGAGAUCGACGAGGCCAAUGUUGCCGCUGGUUCCAUGGCGUCCUGCUUGCUGAAGAUUGCCGAGGAUGAUCAUCUCUGUGGCCGUUUGCAAGACACGGCACAGCAGCUUGGGGAGAAGGGCGAAGAAUGCAUGUUGCCCUUGAUCCAAGAAGCACAGGAGUUGAUCCAAUCCUGGGUGGAUGACAUCGCAGUCGCUGGGCUGAUGGCAGAUGGUGACAGGUUGGUAGCCAUGGCAGCCUCGAUCCCUGGGGAUGAGGAUGAAGUGGAGGACUCCCCGAUGCCGGCGCCGCUGUGGCAGGGGCGCCGGGCUGGUGGGCCUGUAACGCUGGGGCGCCGGGCCAUGUUUUCGCAUCACAUCAUUGCGCCCUCGAAACGACAGGCCAUUAAGGAAUGGGCGGCAACUGAGUAG
This is a messenger RNA of Cladocopium goreaui, 669 nucleotides long. The record is from the annotation of a GenBank genome assembly. NCBI's taxonomy places the organism in Eukaryota, Dinophyceae, Suessiales, Symbiodiniaceae.